Molecule: messenger RNA, 781 nt
Organism: Melanaphis sacchari
Lineage: Eukaryota; Metazoa; Arthropoda; Insecta; Hemiptera; Aphididae
Exons: 2
Coding region: 270-596 (108 amino acids)
Source: RefSeq, a predicted model, not a curated record
UAACUUCGUAUGCACACGUAUAAUACAUCUUUGGGUGCCAUAACAGUGUUGAAUACAAGAAACAUGUUAUGCUCGUAGUAAUUAACGUGAAUUAAUUUACACGUAGUACCUAAACCAUUACCCAUAUACCUGGGUGGUUACACCUCCGCGUAAUCUGCAUCAACUGCUCUGCACACCAUUCCGCCGCUGCCGCCGAGUUGCCCGCGUAAGGACACCUGUUAAUUAUUGCGCAAAACGGCGUAGUAUCAAUAAUUCAUAUCGGGGAAUUUAUGAGAGCAACCCGCGACUGCGCCCGUGACGAAUCUCCGGCACCGUCAAAAAUGCGAAUCUGUGGCAGGCCGUUCUAUCGGCUGCGAUUAUUUAUCGUCGUAUUCAGCGCCGUCGCCACAGCGUCCGUGCACGGCUUGCGAAACGUCAAGCCCGAAGGUCCAUGCGAUCCAGGAGAAUUGGUAUUUGUUGGUUUUUGCAACUUGUGCCUGUGUAAUUCUCAGCGAAUGCCAAAUCAGCUUUGCGCUAAAUCAUGGUGUCCUGUUCAAACAGUAUUACCACCCAGAAAUAGUUUACUGUAUUCAAGCACAAAUAAACCAUACACAUGAGGAUCAUUAUUUACCAUCCAUGUGGAAUGUAAAUAUAUUAUGAAUAACAGUUUUAAAUUUAACAAAAUACAUGUAAAUUUAACAGGUCUAAUUUAUUGUCAAACUCUGCAUAGAAUUAUGAUAAAAAUAGACACAAAAAUAUGUUUGCUGCAAUUAAAUAACUAUAAGUUUAAUAUAAUCUCUUA